AUGACCACUAAAUAUAAUGCUUUACCAAUGUUUUAUAUGACAAUCUUUACAUUAAUAUUAAUGAUUGUGACAACAAUGUGUGAUUGGAGAAUUAUUAUUUUAAACAGAAAAAUAAAGAAUUUAACCAAAAAUUCAGCAAAAUAUAGUUUAAGCCAAAAUUUUCAAUUAAACGAAAAUACACUUUCUAUGCGUUUAAUUCUUCCUCUCGAUUUAUCUUAUGCUUUAUUUUAUUCCUUUUACAUUGUAUUUGCUAUUAUUCUUCGAGCAUAUAAAUCUUCAAUGCCAAUUGCCCAAUAUAUUUUAUUUUAUAAUGUUGAUGAUACGUUUUUAUUUGUACAUAUUGCUAUUACAUUAAUUGUUUAUAUUAGCUUUGUUAAUUAUAUCAAGAAAUGCAAAAACAGGAUUACAAAAAAUAUUUUUGCACAAGAACAGGCUAAAAUACAUUUUAAACAAUUACAAGAAUUUUGGAGAUAA
Meloidogyne enterolobii is the source of this 474-nucleotide messenger RNA. NCBI's taxonomy places the organism in Eukaryota, Metazoa, Nematoda, Chromadorea, Rhabditida, Meloidogynidae. The record is from the annotation of a GenBank genome assembly.